Molecule: messenger RNA, 4431 nt
Organism: Zalophus californianus (California sea lion)
Lineage: Eukaryota; Metazoa; Chordata; Mammalia; Carnivora; Otariidae
Gene: FAM193B
Product: family with sequence similarity 193 member B
Exons: 11
Coding region: 1385-3751 (788 amino acids)
Cellular component (GO): nucleus; cytoplasm
Source: RefSeq, a predicted model, not a curated record
AGCAGAAGCCCCAGGCUCCCGAGCCCCCGCCGCCGCCGAGCCUGGAAGCGGGAGCGGGUGCAGGGCCCCCGGCGGCGCCCGUGGAGCCGGACCGCGACGGCCCCAGGGAGGAGGACGAGCCCAAGUUGGCGCCCGGACCGCAGGUAGGAGCGAGCGAGGGGAGUCCGGCUGCUCCGGCACUUUCCCCUCCUGGGAGCGGGGCCGGGGUGAGCUUGGGGAUGGACCAUCCUCCAUUGGCUGGGGGUUGAGGCUAUCUCCCCUGAGGCGGGAGUGGAGGCUGGACCCUUCUCUCCAAGCCGAAGCAUGGUCCGUCCUGUCCUGUGACCAGAGCUGCCUGCCCUCUCCCGGGGCCUCCGGGCUGGAGCAGGGGCUAAACCUUCUGGUCGUAUACCCACACUGGGACUGGGCUGUGCUCCUGAGGCCACAGCUCGGCUCUCUGCCCUUCACCUCCCCCUGGGCCCACCUGCUCCCCCACCUACCCACAGGCCAGCCUGGGGCGCUGUGGCCUGGAAGGCUGCAGCCUCUUCCCUCUCCCCACCCCGGGAGCGGCCCCACCCUUUCCCCUCACUGCCUGCAGCCACUGCCCCCUGAGCAGCUGUGUGCCCCCAGCAUAUGUCUCCUGUGGCCUCCCGCCUCUCCCUGCCCAGAAGACUAUUUGGUGGGGCGCCUGCACCGAAGUGUAAACUAGCAAAACCUGCCCUUUCUUCCCUGUAUACCUCUGACCAACAAGGUGGCCCACCCCAACCCUCAGAUCCCUGGGUUUGGUGAAUCCUGCCGCGAGUGAGCAGUAGCAGGACUCAGCAAAGCUUCCAGCUUGUCACCUGGAAGAAGGUCACUUUAUUUUGAGCAAAGGAGUUAAUGGGAGGUACCCUGCUAGUGUUCACUGAGAGCCCGGGGUGGCAUGAGCCACAGUUGCUCUGGGAGGGUUGUGGCACCUGGGGCUGGGUGGCUCGCCCUAAGCUUGCUCUGACAAAAGAGUUUUGAGUUGGUCUUUUGGCUGAGCCUGCCAAGGAAGGCAGGCUCCUGCAGGAGUCUUGGAGGGUCGGAUGCAGCGCCGGAUGAGGAUGAGGCGUGGCGGAAGAUGCGUUUGGCUCUGCAGACACUGCAUCGGGCAGCAGGGGACUCUGGGAGGCUGGUGCAGCCAGAAGGCAUGGCUCUUGACAGCCUUCUAGUAGAAUCUCUGGAAUUGUGCAUGACAGAAGAGGAAAGAAACUAACGGGUAUUGAGCACCUACUGUGUGCCAGGCCCAGGCCAGGUUCCCCCCACCUCCACCCAGUCUGUGCAGACUUGCUGCCUGCUAUGUCAUCGGGAACGCAAAGGCUGGGAAGAAGGCCCUUCCCAAAACGGACUGGUGUUGCAGGGUGAGAAGCUGCCCCCUGACUUCAUGCCAAAGCUUGUCAAGAAUCUCCUAGGCGAGAUGCCUCUAUGGGUCUGCCAGAGUUGCCGAAAGAGCAUGGAGGAAGAUGAAAGGCAGACAGGUCGAGAGCAUGCAGUGGCGAUCUCCUUGUCACACACAUCCUGCAAAUCACAGUCUUGUGGGGGUGACUCUCAUUCCUCUUCGUCCUCCUCUUCAUCGUCCUCGUCCUCCUCCUCCUGCCAUGGGAACUCGGGGGACUGGGACCCCAGCUCCUUCCUGUCAGCACAUAAGCUUUCGGGCCUCUGGAACUCUCCGCACUCCAGUGGGGCCGUGCCGGGUAGCUCACUCGGGAGUCCUCCUACCAUCCCUGGUGAGGUUUUCUCUCUCUCGGAGCACCACCGGCACUCAGACCUCACUGCUCCACCCAACAGCCCCACCGGCCACCACCCCCAGCCAGCAUCGCUGAGCCCAUCUCAGCCCGGAUCCUUCGGCUCACCACCCCACCCGCACCUGCUGCCUGCUACCCCGGCAGCGCCUUUCCCUGCCCAGGCUUCAGAAUGCCCUGUUGCCACUGCUGCCGCCCCCCACACCCCAGGGGCAUGUCAGACCCCCCACCUGCCCUCCACCAGCAUGCCGCUCCUGAAGAUGCCUCCACCAUUCUCGGGGUGCAGCCACCCCUGUAGCGGGCACUGCAGCGGGCACUGCAGCGGGCCUCUCCUCCCACCUCCCAGCUCUCAGCAACUCCCUAGCACUCACAGCAGGGACCCUGGGUGCAAGGGGCACAGGUUUACGCACAGCGGCCUGGCCUGCCAGCUCCCCCAGCCCUGCGAGGCAGAUGAGGGCCUGGGUGAGGAAGAGGACAGCAGCUCAGAGCGCAGCUCCUGCACCUCCUCCUCCGCUCACCAGAGAGAUGGGAAGUUCUGUGACUGCUGCUACUGUGAGUUCUUCGGCCACAAUGCGCCACCCGCUGCCCCGACGAGUCGGAAUUACACAGAGAUCCGCGAGAAGCUCCGCUCGAGGCUGACCAGGCGGAAAGAGGAGCUGCCCGUGAAGGGGGGCGCCCUGGGCGGGAUCCCUGGGGAGCCCGCCGUGGACCACCGGGAUGUGGAUGAGCUGCUGGAAUUCAUCAACAGCACGGAGCCCAAAGUCCCCAACAGCGCCAGGGCCGCCAAGCGGGCCCGGCACAAGCUGAAAAAGAAGGAAAAGGAGAAGGCCCACUUGGCAGCAGAAGCUUUAAAGCAGGUGAAUCGUAGUGUUUCUGGAAGCCGGGAGCCAAGGCCUGCCAGGGAGAGGCUCUUGGAGUGGCCUGACCGGGAGCUGGAUCGGGUCAACAGCUUCCUGAGCAGCCGUCUGCAAGAGAUCAAGAACACUGUCAAGGACUCUAUCCGUGCCAGCUUCAGUGUGUGUGAGCUCAACAUGGACAGCAAUGGAUUCUCUAAGGAGGGGGCUGCUGAGCCAGAGUCCCAGCGCCUAUCCCCCUCAAACCUCAAUGGCUCCUCAGAGCAACGGCCUGACAUUAACCUUGACCUGUCCCCUUUGACUUUGGGGUCCUCUCAGAACCACACGCUACGAGUUCCAGGUGAGCCAGCCCCACCGUGGACAGAAAUGAGAGGCUCUCACCCACCAUGGACAGAGGUGAGGGGGCCCCCUCCCGGUAUCAUCCCUGAGAAUGGGCUAGUGAGGAGACUCAACGCCGUGCCCAACCUUUCCCGGGUGAUCUGGGUCAAGACACCCAAGCCAGGCCACCCUAGCCCUGAGGAGCCAAGCCCAAAGGAGGUUCCCAGUUGCAAGCAGGAGCUGCCCGAGCCUGUGGCCUCAAGUGGGAAGCCGCGGAAGGGCAAGAGACAGGGCAGUCAGGCCAAGAAGAACGAGGCGAGCCCAGCCCCCCGGUCCCCAGCCAGUCUUGAGGCUCCCAGUGCCAAGGGCCAGACCCCCAGCUCCAAGCAGCCAGGCAAGGCCCCAGAGCCUCCCAAAGUGGGCAGCUGUGCCGAGGCUGGAGAGGGGAGCCGGGGGAGCCAGCCGGGAGCAGGCUGGGCUGGUAGCCCCAAAGCCGACGAGAAGGGCAGCUCCUGGCGAAACUGGCCAGGUGAGGCCAAAGCACGGCCUCUGGAGCAGGAGUCCAUGCAGCCCCCAGGCCCAGCAAGGCCACAGAGCUUGCCGCAGGGCAAGGGCCGCAGCCGCCGGAGCCGCAACAAGCAGGAGAAGACGGCCGCUUCCCUGGACGAUGUGUUCCUGCCCAAGGACAUGGAUGGGGUGGAGAUGGAUGAGACUGACCGGGAGGUGGAGUACUUCAAGAGGUUCUGUUUGGAUUCUGCAAAGCAAACUCGCCAGAAAGUUGCUGUGAACUGGACCAACUUCAGCCUCAAGAAAACCACUCCCAGCACAGCUCAGUGAGCCCCCUGCCGGGUCGAGCUGCUUCAGGGUGUCCUGAGACCCCAACUGCCAGCUGAAGGUCUACAGUUUCUUCCUCCACAUCCCUACCCACCUGCCCAAGAUCUCCCUGCUCCUCACCAUCCUGGACCAACCAAAAGUUGAACGGAUGCUGUGCCGUGCUGGGGCCCCUCAGGACCUCCACAGAGCCGCUUCCUGGUGCUACGCAGCCUCCUCACUCAGAGCCUGGGGGCUGGACUGGCUUGUGGGCCGGGGGCUGAUGGUACUGCUGGCCCAACAUUGCUCUCUUUGUGUUUGGUUUUGUUUUUGUUCUUGUUUUUCAAUUCUUUACUUUUGAUACUGUGAAGAUCUUUCCUGCAGAAAGAUAAAGCAACAUUUGGACACAGAGUCAGUGUGUUGAUGGUUUGCUGGUCUGGGGCAGGGGUGAGGUGAGGAAUGUACUCAGAAGCAUGGGAUCUGCCUUGGUCAUUAGCCUCACUGAGCAGAUAUUAUGUGUCAACAGUUUGGCAGUUUUCACUUAAUUCCACAACUGUUCUAAAUGGGGCUGUUAUCCAAUUUUACAGAUGAAAUUAAAACUAAGACAGGAAAGUGACUUUAGUGCACUCAGUCUGGCUGAGCAGAGUUAGAGCCUAGGCCCAUAUAACAGCAGCAUCUGUGUACUUUCUCCUGGUGGCAGGACUUUG